This is a messenger RNA of Lactuca virosa, 876 nucleotides long. NCBI's taxonomy places the organism in Eukaryota, Viridiplantae, Streptophyta, Magnoliopsida, Asterales, Asteraceae. The record is from the annotation of a GenBank genome assembly.
AUGAGAGAUGUUAUUAUUGCUGCAAUUCCCAAGAUGCAAACUACGACGUGUGUUACUUCUGAUCCGAAGAAUUUCUUAAUGGUGGGAUCUAUUUCUGAAGCUAUGGUAUCUAGGGUUCCUGCUAACAAUCCUAUUAUUGUUGAAUACAUGAAAUCUAGAAUUGAUGAUAAGGGUGAUGAUUCUGGAUCAUUACAAGAAGAACUUCCAAAGAAGAAACGAAAGAGUUCCAAGCACAAAGGUAAAUUUGGUGGAGAUGGUUCAAAGAAAUCAAAAAAGCUUAAGAAACGAAAGCUAACACAAGUUGUUGUUGAAGAAGAAUCAAGUGAGCAUAAUCAAAGCCUUGUUCAUAAUGAAAAGGAGUCUCCAAUCAAUGAUGAAAAAGGCAUAGAAAACGGUUCGCAGAAAACACCAAUCAUUUUAGAGCCGAUUCUGACAUCUGUAUCUACUCCAAUUGUCCCUUCGCUCAUGGAUGAUGAAGCUGGUAUUAUUAAACAGGUUGUUGAUGAUCCUUUAUUAACUCUUUCUCAAACACCUCCUACACCACCUAUUCAUUCUAACAUAUCUCAUUCCACUCCAAUUCCAACAAGUACCACUUUUGAUCCAACAUCUCAUGAUUUAAAGAAACCUUUUGAAAUUCCUAUUUUCAAAGAAGCAACAAUCACUUCUAUGUCAAAAACCACAUCGACUAAAGAACCUCCACCAGAGGAAGACGAACUGCAUCCAAAAUUGAAUAAAGAACAACUGGUUGAACAAGCAAAACAUGAUUUUGUGCUUGAUGAACUUCAUGCUUUAAAUGAAAAAAUCAUUGCUGAGAAAGUUGAACAGAAAAAUGUUGAAUCAGGUCUUACAGAUAAGAAAUCAAUGUUUCCUGACUGA